UUUAGCAACUGUCAAAAGAAAACAGAAGCACUCUGACAGAAGUUGAGAAGUAGAUAUCUACAAUAACAAAAACCGCAUUUGUAUCAGAUCGCUCUUGUUGUAACACUAUGCACAUGCCAGUGGUAUUUUUUUUAUGGUUUUUCUAUUAAGUGUUCAAGUGUUAUAGGAAAAUUUAUUCAAUCUGAACGUUUGCAAUGGAGAGUACAACUACAACUUCUUUGAAGCAUGUUGAUCAAGAUUGGUACAAAACAGUCGAAGGAGAAAGAAUUGUACAACAACUUUACCACCCAAUAAAUACGAAAGUUCGAAAGCAUUUUGGAAUAUUAGAACAUCCGAAUCUUACACCAGGAACCCCAGAAAUUAUGUUCAAAAUAGGUGUACUGGGCAAAGCAGGAAGUGGGAAAACAAAAACCAUUUCAGUUUUAUCUGGGAAACCAGCAGUUUUUCCAGGAUACAUAGAAACUAUAGGAAUUCAUGUAAAAAAUAUUUAUUGGCCAGCACAAAUACAAGCAAAAACCUGCUUGUUUAAAUUACAGUUUUGGGAAUCAGGAGAAUCAUGUUCAAAGAGAUAUAACUACAUUUCAACAGCAUGCAUGGAAAAAACUGAUGCAGUGGCCAUAGUAAUAAAUAGAGCUGAUCGAACAUCUUUGGACUAUGCCGAUAGUAAACUUGACUCUUUGUCUCGGCUAAAUUCUACUGUAGUGUUAUUUGUAAUGGAUACUGAACACGACGUUCAGGUUCAUGAUCAAGAACUAAACCAGUAUGCAAGAAGAAGAAGGCUCCCAUUUUUUCAUCUUCCUCCUCAUACUCUAGAUAUUAAAUACUUUGCACCAUUCUAUAAUUCCUUGUGUGAUUUUGUAUAUUCUUCUCAACAUAAAGUUAUGUCAGAUACUCUUUAAUCUAAAAUAUUAAAUGGUCUGUCCAAGUUUUCAAGAUUGUUGUUUUAGAUUGUAACUUAAAUGCCUAGUAUUACUUACAUAAAUUUUAUAUUUGAUUAAUACAUUUCUAUAUUCAAUAA
Messenger RNA from Daphnia pulicaria, 1018 nucleotides. RefSeq names its product ciliogenesis and planar polarity effector 2-like. The transcript has 3 exons. Gene Ontology annotation, molecular function: GTP binding; GTPase activity. NCBI's taxonomy places the organism in Eukaryota, Metazoa, Arthropoda, Branchiopoda, Diplostraca, Daphniidae. Bases 195 to 899 code for a protein of 234 amino acids. The record is from RefSeq and is a predicted model, not a curated record.